AUGCGGCUUCUCACGACUGGCCGGGAGCGGAGCGCGGCCCUGUCGAGGCCCGCGGCCUUCGAGGCCUCCCUUCGCGAGGCGGUCAGUUUCAUCCGCGCGGUGCGUUACGACGAGGAGGGGGAUCGCACCCUCGUGGUCGUUGCGCUGCUCACUGGGCGGACGCACCAGGCGCGGGUGCACCUCACCGCGUUGGGACACCCCGUUGUGGGGGACGCGGCCUACAUAGGGCUGCGGCGGUGGCUCUGUGAUACAACGGGAUGUGGAGAAGAGAAAGGAAGCGAGGAAGAGGAAGAUAAAGGGAAAGACGGAAAAGAGGAAGAGGAAGAGGAAGAGGAUGAUGUCACCCGGUACUACCGCGGUGUCACAGAAGAGGGUGCGUCCCGUGUGGGGCGGGCGGACGGCGAAAGGGGGGCGUGUGUCUGCCCCGCCCGCAUUUGCCUUCACGCCUGGCGGUAUAUCCUACGCGACGGGGGGAGCGAGGCUGCGGAGAGAGUGCUUGAGUCGCCCCCACCCUCCUGGGCGGUGGUGGAGUGA
Messenger RNA from Phytomonas sp. EM1, 534 nucleotides. The record is from the annotation of a GenBank genome assembly. NCBI's taxonomy places the organism in Eukaryota, Euglenozoa, Kinetoplastea, Trypanosomatida, Trypanosomatidae.